GGUGCACCUUGAUGGUUCGAAAGAUUGUAUGGCAAUAUCAACUAAUCAAUGAUAUGUCAGUCCAAGCUGUCCAGCCGCUGGUUGACUCAAGUCUCAAUGAUAUAUAUUUCUGACCUGAUCUGCAGUAUAUACAUGGGCAUCUGAGGUACAGGCAGCCAUAGAGAGUUAUUAGCAAGGAACUCUAUCCCGAACCCUAGUGUCAAAUUGCCAUCCAUCACAGACACAUUUACGGUUCUUCCGAUAUCAAUGGGCUCGUUUGCAUAUCGCUUAGCGGUGGACUAUGAAUCUUGCGCUCCGCGUGUAAGCUUUCAUGCAUGCUCAGUUCAUUAACACUCUUGACACAUGCUGCAACUAAGAUAGUACAUGUUGCGGCCUCUUCUCCAUCACAUCGCAUUGCCAUUCUCUCUGGUGGGGUGCCGCUCAAAAGUUCGCCUAUGUGAGUUAUACAUGCCACGGAAUGUUAACAUCCUCCCUCUCUCGUGGUGCGCUCGCAAACCCAAGUGCCAAACGAAUUUUAGCGGUCAUCGAGCUUGCUGUGUUUUCAAAUGGCCCCGUCCAUCGAAACGUGGUGGUCAUCAACAACAAUUACACUGACGAUCGUUUGAGCGUUGGCCUAGCUGCGAAACAUCCGGGACUGAAAGUUGUGAGCGUGCUAAAUGCAGAUGACGUUUUACUUCGCCCCAGACCAGGCAAGAUGCGGAAGCCGUGUAUCACGAACUUAUUGAUGGGAAUUCAAGUUCCAUCCGCAUGGCCAGGAGAUGUUAAUGAACUACAUGUCGCUGCAGGUAACAACGAAGACAAUGAGCCCGACUUGCUCGCGCUCCUGAAUGCUCCAACUGAUGCCCAUUCCUGGCUUUGUGUGGAGGCCGUACUGCAAACCUUCACUUCUUCUCCCUCUGUAGUUUCUCAAUCCUCAUCUGAUGGGGGUUCGACUUCACAGGGUUUGGGUAUGUUAGAAGGGAAGGUGGACAAGGGUAUUGGAGCUGCAUGUCAGGCUGUGCUGGUCCCUGAAUCAGAUUUGAAACGGUUGUGGGCGAUGGUGAUCGCAGAGAGAUGUCUGCUGGUGGCACUACAGGAGUAA
Molecule: messenger RNA, 1081 nt
Organism: Suillus bovinus
Lineage: Eukaryota; Fungi; Basidiomycota; Agaricomycetes; Boletales; Suillaceae
Exons: 3
Coding region: 458-1081 (207 amino acids)
Biological process (GO): glycerol metabolic process
Molecular function (GO): glycerone kinase activity
Source: RefSeq, a predicted model, not a curated record